ACAGUGUCGCUAUCUUGACAUCGAAAUCCCCCAGAAAAUAUUGGGGAAAGAAUACAAGCUUUUCCUACGAAUCGCUAACUUUUCUCCCCUUUGAAAAUCUAACCAAUAUUCAUAUCGGUUUUCUUAUAUCGUUGAACACUUGAAUUUUCUUUUUUCUAUUUAUUGUUUGAUAUUGAAGAAAGCAGGUUCUUCAAUUCAGCGUUAUUAGGGAAUUUUCAAUUCAUAAGACUAAUUGGUUUUUGGGGCUUUUGGUGGGUUUUCCUUAGCUAUGUCUCUCACCUUGGGAAAACUCACUAUCAUCGUUGGUGCAGGUAUCCUGGGCUCUGUUUUAGCAAAAGAAGGACGUCUACUCAGUUUCUCUGAUGUCAUUUCAGGUGCCAUAAAGGUUACUUUGAAGCCCACACAGCAAAGUGAUUCUGCUCCCUCAACAAGCAAGCCUAGAAAUGAUGCUCUAAUGGCUCAGGUUAAUAGUUUUGAGGCAAGAGCUGCAACUCCUUGCAUCUAGCAGACCCGUGGCAAUCGUGACUUCAAAUGGGACUGGUGGCAGCCAAUAUUGUGCAAUUAUUGUGAUUGUAGUUGUUGGCUAUGGAUAUGUGUGGUGGAAGGUUUAUCUUGUUGUUCCCCUAUGGAUGAAUUGGGUUGGAAAAUUCCCGACUUCAUGUUUGUGACCAAGCGCAGCUUAUCAGAUGCCUGCAAGUCUGUUGCAAAGCAGCUUGAUGAUGUUUUUCUCUCACUCAGGAUAUCUGUAGUACGUGGAACGGUUUCAGAGUUAACUGUGGAUCUCCAAACAGUCAAUCAUAAAAUCCGGACUCUGGAAACACGAAUGGGAAGAAUUAAAGAGAAACAGGAUGAGACAAAGGAAGGAGUUGCAAGAUUAUUACUUAGUACACUGGAUUUAGAAAAUAAAUUUGCAGAUCUUAUUCAGGAUUCAUCUUCUAGUGCUUCCAGGCCAUCUAUUGGACAUCAGAAACUUGCAUCUACAUCAAGGACUACGUCUCUGCCUUUAGCCUUGGAGGCUUCGUUUCCUUCAACAUCUAAUGGAUCUUACGAGGUUAAAAAACUUCGGAGGAGUACUACCACACGCUCGGGCCAGAAGGAGUAUCAAGUGACUUCUGCAGCAGUAGAUAACAAUAAUAAUCUACGGGUUUUGAAUAGCAAUCACAUUACAGAAAUCACGGAAAAGCCUCCCGGUCCAGUGUUGCCUGAGGUUGAUGAUAUAAAAUCACAUUUUGAGCUGCGGUGUCGUAUCAUUGGCCGAAUUCCCUUUCCGAUGAGUAAUGGUCCGUAAGAUUCCAAGAACUUUCUGGUCACUAAAUUUUGUAGAAAUGCAAGCGAGCUUAGAUUUAGGAACAUUUAUGUUCACUUGUAUCUUUAAUUAGUCAUCUUUUCUCGGAUGGUGCGAUCUGCAGUCUGCUAUUAGUUUGCAACAAAUUUUGUGCUAUAUUUUCCCCAUUUUUAUGCUUGUACGAGAUCCUUUAGCUCCGGGAAAUCAGCAAUUUAUUCGACAUCUCGAAUAGUUGAAUGUUGCAGUAGUGAAACAUGCGAGAGGCAGUCGACGAAAAUUAAAUUUAAUAAGAUUAAGCUGUUUCAAAGCACAUUCAAGACUCAUUAAAGACCCUAAACUCAUCCAAUUAGAUGCCUUGAAGAGUGGGUUCAAUAAUUUUAAAACUAUUGGUCCUGAUUUCAAUUCGGGUUUAUACAAAACAAAUUGGUCUGUGUUUGGUUGGAAUCGACCACCCAUGACCAUAUUACAUAGUUUUCCUUUUAAGUUAUGAUGAUAACUUGUAUUUUAGCGACUUUUGUAAAAUAACAUUACAGUAAGACA
Amaranthus tricolor (Joseph's coat) is the source of this 1825-nucleotide messenger RNA. RefSeq lists its product as uncharacterized. The transcript is spliced from 15 exons. Lineage: Eukaryota; Viridiplantae; Streptophyta; Magnoliopsida; Caryophyllales; Amaranthaceae. The record is from RefSeq and is a predicted model, not a curated record. The coding region runs from base 626 to 1288 and encodes 220 amino acids.